This is a messenger RNA of Drosophila sechellia, 2570 nucleotides long. RefSeq lists its product as uncharacterized. The transcript is spliced from 2 exons. Bases 272 to 892 code for a protein of 206 amino acids. The record is from RefSeq and is a predicted model, not a curated record. NCBI's taxonomy places the organism in Eukaryota, Metazoa, Arthropoda, Insecta, Diptera, Drosophilidae.
AAGUGACAAGGAAUUAUUUGAUUGUCUCUCCGCUAUUCGGAAUGCGAGCUCAAUCAUUAUAAACCAUUUUCGGUGGGAAACCAGUGCUGAAACUAGUGCUGAACACCGCUAAACAUCGAUUACAUUACGGGCAAAUGGCCAAAGAGCUCCUCGAUUUAAACGUCUAUCGAAAUUACUCGCAAAACACUCCCCACGCUUAUCAACUCAACCCCUUACAUUAUUUUUUUAACUUGUUUGCUAUUUUGCAUUACAUUUGCAUAAAGCAGCGGGCAUGCUGCGCUUGGUGUACAUAUACUAUGGAACCCUGCUACCUGGCUGGAGCAGCUUGCGGGCAAUUGGACAAGGCCAGAGACACUUCAUCGAACUCUGGCUGAAGUAUUGGGUAAUCUAUGCACUGCUGCAGGGACUCGGAGUCCUCACCGAUUUCCUGCUCGGUGGCUUCUCCUUCUACGCUGGUCUCAAGCUCAUCCUGUCCGUGGGCCUCUGGUUCAGUGCCCCAUACAGCACCAAUCACCUGUUCAAUCUGCUUGAUGCGUACGCUAUGGGGAAACUGCGAUCAGUCGUGGAGAAUGGUGUUCGCUGGCACGGGCAAAUCAGUAGAAACAUUUUUCGCGGCUUUAUGCAAUCACCACUGGUGACAGUGAUAAUGCCAAGGGGCGAGGAUGAGCAUAUCACGGAGCCGCGGAUCAAUAAACGUCUCCUGAAAAGAGAACUGUCAAAUCUCAUGACGCAGAUUGCAAGGGAAACGGCAGAUCAUUGCCAUCAGCAAGAGCGACCUAUGAUGCGUCAUUCCCCUCGGCAUUUACGAGCAGCUGAACUGAACAAAUUGAACGGGGAUUCCAUGCACAAUGUCAUCGAGAAUUUCGACCAAAGAUGGGGAGAUCAGCAGUAGUCUGGCCUACUAUAAGCCAACUUCAGCCGGUCCAAAGAAAGGACAGCCUAAUUGGCAUUAUUUUCUUUUCCUGCCCUUUCCAAAUUUUACUAAGUAAAAACCAAGUCGGAUAAUCCAAAACCUUGGUGUUGAAUCACUCUUGAAUCUUCUUUACAGAAGAGCAGCAGCUGCCAUUAAUCUUCAAUUAGAAAAGUUCAAUGCCAGCGGAAGGGCAUGUUAAUUGAUUCAUGGAUCGGCGCAAGGAAUCGAUGAUCCAGCGAUCAGUAGCGAUUUGUUACCCAUUGGCGGACCUUUGGCGGCGAUGCAGCUGAUUAAUGGAGAACGGCGAAGGGCAGGCGAAAACAAAAGACUGAAGCAACGAACUUGCUGCGACGGUCGGGACGCGUGUUGCGGCUUUUUGGGGAAUGCUGUUCUGCUGCUGUCGCUGGCAACAAUCUUAAUGCAAUUAGCACACUAUUAAUCUUGAUCAAAAUCCGAACUCAGCAAAUUCGCAAUAACAACCGCAAUGUAAGUGACGCAUUCGUCAGCGCAUUGUAAAGCAAUUUGUUUCAAUUUCGUGGAUCUGAUUCGGCAAGCAAAUUCUCGAUCGGGGGUCGAAACAGCUUCUAGAAGCAAUAAGGCGGUAAUUCACCUAAAUAACAUUUAUUGCCUUAUUAAUUUACUGUAUUUCAUGUGAUGAUGUAGACACAAGCGUUAGCUUCGCUUAUCAGGAAGGAGAUGGAAUAAUAAACUCUAUUGAUCUGUGGACAAAAAACUAUUAAAGUGUUCUAUAUUUAUUAUAAACGAGAGCAAGGAAACUCGUUUACCCAAGAGAUUGAAAUUAUAAAAACACAUACACGAUUCUAAAACACCUUACAACAGCUUGCACUUAAUCAUUGCCAUUCAGAGGUUAUUCCAUCAGCUGCCUGCACCCACGUCGCGGAGUCAUUAGCUCCUGGCCAAAGUUCCUUAGCCUUUGGCCGCGGUCCUCUCAAUUCUCGGAAGGAACGGGUGCCUCCCUGGGCAAGGAGGAGCACGAAAAAAAAACGAGGCGAAGAACGAAGCGGAGUGCGAAAUAAGAUGGUGCAUUUACAUAUUUUGUAAAAAAAUAACAAUAAUAAUAAGACGUGCGAUUAAUAAAUCGGCUUUGUCUCACAUCGCUAAUUGUUUGCCAUUAAUUUGCAUAACAAAAUUAAUUGGCGGCAUUUAUGCAAAUCCCGAAAGCCCACAAAAAAUCACUUCCUAGGCGAUCCGGCUGUCGUUGUGCCAAAGAUGACACCCCAGCGGAGAUGGGGAUCGGAGCCAAAGCCACUUGAAUUGAAGUUCAAGUUUUCGCAAUUGACCCACAAAUUAAUUAUGCAUGCAUGCUGGUAAUUGUGAAUUUGCCUUUUACAAUCGCACACGUAAUGCCUCUGCGUUAUUUCCGUCAACAUUUCAUUUAUUAGACGCAAUUACAAUUGAUUUGGGUUUCGGUUUCGGUUUCGGUUUCAAUGGCUGAGAUUUCUGUGAAUGGGAAUGGUAUGGGAACCUUUUCUUGAUGGCUUUUUGAAUGCCUGCCCAACCUAAAUGUCAUGAGCGAGCGCUCGGCUUUGGACAGGGUCAAGACUUUUUGGCUCAUUGUGCGAAAGAAAUUUCGGCCGAAAACCGAAAGCUGAAAACCGAUCUGAAUCAGAAGCCAAUGAUCCUAACCUUGGAUUGG